This is a messenger RNA of Alligator sinensis (Chinese alligator), 1740 nucleotides long. RefSeq names its product glycerophosphodiester phosphodiesterase domain containing 4 (gene GDPD4). The record is from RefSeq and is a predicted model, not a curated record. Gene Ontology annotation, molecular function: glycerophosphodiester phosphodiesterase activity. Gene Ontology annotation, cellular component: membrane. Gene Ontology annotation, biological process: lipid metabolic process. Bases 1 to 1740 code for a protein of 579 amino acids. The transcript has 15 exons. Lineage: Eukaryota; Metazoa; Chordata; Crocodylia; Alligatoridae.
AUGGACCACAGUACCAUCAACUUCAAGCAGCUCAAGCUGGGCAAGCUGAAGGUGGUACGUCGGCGCCUGCUCCAGAGGUAUGAACACCAGCCUUUCAUCUCCUGCCUGGCUGGGCUCUACAGCUGCCGGUGGAAGCGGUACCAGCGCAAGAAGGUUGAGCCAGGAAAAUGCUGCUGCAAAAUGUGGGAGUGUGUGUUUUUCCCUGUUCUCAUUGGAGCAUUCUGCCUUUCCUUGGUUUUUUUGUACAUGUGGGGGGAAGCGAAGAAUGACUACAACAACUUUGACUGGUAUAACUAUGGAAAUUUAGGCUUCUGGUUUCUCUGGUCUGUUGUCCUUCUGAUUUUGGCUUCAGUCUUUUUUAUAUACAUUGCCCUCUUACUGGUCCUAGCAAUGUGUUUGCUGUCGGAAGGCCAGCAGUUGUACCUGCACUGGAGUCACAAGAUCGGGACUUGCGUUGUACUGGGAUUCUCCAUAGCUGCCAUCGCUGCAUUAUCUGAGCUGUGGGGGGAUCAGUGGAAAACCGUCCGCCUUUCAUUCCAGGUCACAGCUCCCUAUCUCCACGUUGGCGCCAUAGCAGCCAUGGUCUUUCUGUCCUGGCCCGUGGCUCUGCAUGCUGUCCGGAUGGAUAGAAAAGUUGUUCAGAUGAUAAUUAUUGGCCCCUACCUGGCUCUCCUUGUCUUUCUUCUCUUGAUACCUCUGGGGAUGUACUCUCCCUGCAUCAGAGAAGUGGGGACGCUGGGACCCAAGCCAACUCUCAUUGGACACAGAGGCGCGCCAAUGAUGGCUCCAGAAAAUACUGAGAUGUCAUUUCAGAAGGCCAUUGAAUAUGGGGUGAACGGGCUUGAGACAGAUGUCGCUAUUAGUUACGAUGGGAUUCCCUUCCUGAUGCAUGACGGCAGCUUGAAAAGGACCACAAACAUCCAGGAAGUCGUUCCCCACAAUGCUACUCAAGAUGCAGCCAUGUUUUCUUGGGACACCCUAAAAGACCUGAAUGCUGGGAAGUGGUUUUUGGAGGACAGACCCUUCUCCUAUAUGGGCACGCUGUCAGUGGCAGAACAGAAACAGGCCAUGAAUCAGUCCGUUUACAAACUAAGUCAUUUCUUAAGCCUGGCCGAGCGUCAGAAUAAACUCGUGAUCUUUGAUCUCUACCGUCCCCCGGAGCAGCAUCCGUACAGGAACACGUGGAUCAACAGGACGCUGGAAGUGAUCAGCGACUCGGGGAUUAAGCCCCAUCUGGUCCUGUGGCUGGAGGAUGAGAUGAGGUCCUUUGUUCAGUCCGUAGCUCCUGGGUUUCAGCAAACAGUGGGGAGAACGGUCCCGGUUGAUGAGCUAUUGAGAUAUAAUAUUGUGAAGCUCAAUCUGGUUUACACCCAAAUGUCCAGUGAAGAUAUCCGGACAUACGCCGAGGCCAACAUCACCACCAACCUCUACGUCAUCGAUGAGCCGUGGCUCUUCUCUCUGGCUUGGUGUGCUGGUGCCCACUCGGUAACCACCAACGCCGCACACUCCCUGAAGGACCUUGACCAGCCUCUUUUCCUUAUGACACCAAGGGACUACAGAACCAUGUGGGUCCUCACAGACGUGCUCUCCAUCCUCCUCAUCGCACUCAUUUUCGCUCUGCAUUGGUGGAGGGAGCAGAGCUGCUCCUGCUGUUCCAACAACAGCGGCACGGUGCUGGAGAACAGCACGUACAACAAGUUUCGGACUGAGCUCAAUGAUUUGCCAUCUGUGCUGGUCUAA